AAUGAGUUACAACUCAUUUUUAAAGUGUCGACAUUCUCGUUGUAUAAGUAUAUGAUAAAUUAGUACUUGACGUUUCCAUACAACGUGCGGAUUAGAAAUGACCGUAAAUUAUUUCCACUUUUUUAAGAUGGUUUGUAAACUUUUUGUGGAAUGGUGGAUACGUCUUUGACACCUGCACGGUUGCUCCAAAUUUUGAACGACAACGAGGAUUCGACCUACAGCACAACUCCGCCUCUUCUAUCGUCAGCUUCCAAGUUAUCAACACAUGCCAGUUAUCCUAAAUUACUUCCAGGAGAACAAAUUCUGCUACAGCUUAAUGUCACAUGUGUGGAAACAUACCAUUGUCCUGUGGAAGGAAUAUUGCAUCUUUCUACAUAUCGUGUUAUAUUCAGUGGUGUGAUGCAGCAUUUAGAAGAUGACCAAGACUUAUUAUCAAAAAAAGCCAUCAGUCAGUAUGGAAAAAAGAAAAGUAUAUCAGGCACACUUGACCGUAUUCGUGAGAAAUCUAAAUCACAGUCAAUUAAACGUCGAUCUAUAAAAUCUCAACAUAUGACGAAGCCAAUGGAAGACAGUCAGAGGGGCAAGAACGGAGUUAUACAAAAUAAAAUUGAUGACAAGAACGAAAACGGUAGUUUGAUACCGAUGAACAGCGCCUUCGACAUAGACCAAGAAAAUAAAGAUACCCCUCCUCAGAAAAUUUUCCUUUCUAUACCGUGUAAAAAUAUUUAUGACGUCAUGAAGCUAUCAAGAACUUCGGUGACCAACAAAGAUCCGCGAUUACUUGAUUUAACUGACGGCAUCGAAUUGUUGUGUUGCACACUGCAAAUUUACAAGUUCUUACUGUCAAUAGAAUCCGACUACAAUGCAGAUAAACUUGUCAAGAUAUUCUCGAAGUACACAAAGGAUCUUUUGCCUUCGAAAAGUUUUGCCAUGACGUACAAAGAAGCUGUUUAUAAAGUCCAAACUUGUGAUAUGUUCAAUUCGAGGAAAACGAGAAAUUUUUACCACUUCGAAGACGAAUUUGAUCGUCUUGGCUUACGAUCGCUGGAUUGUUGGAGAGAAUAUUCACCGACCGAUCAUCUUAAAUUGAAAGCUCCAAAGAAAACCCUUAUACCACAUGGUGUCAAUGAUGUGGAAAUGAACAAAAUAAUUGAAUUUCAUCGGAAUUGCAGUUUUCCUUCAAUAUCUUGGAGGAAUACCAUUGAAGGGACAGUUUUAUUGCGCUCCGGUUCAGCUUUAUACGAAAGAGGUUGCAUCGAAACACGUUGUGAAGAAGAUGAAAACUUUUUGGCCUUAGUUUGUUUUCAAAAUAAACAGUCAAGUCGUAAUAAAUUGGUUGUUUUCACUCAACAAAAUAAUGAAAACGCAAGUGGAUUACUUGCACAACAGCUUAGUGGCCAAAUCACUCCAAAACAAUUAAAAGCGUUCUAUUAUCCUCACGUAAAGUUUGUUUACACCGACGAAUUAAUUAUUCCUGAUCAUAAAACGGUGAAACAAAGCUCGUAUAGACUUCAAACGUUACUGGCGGCGGAAGGCGACGACAAAUUUCUUUCUGGCCUUGCCGAAACCCAAUGGCUUUCACAGAUCAGCGAAUUACUGGAGACGACUUCACUCAUAAUCACUGCCUUGAGUAAUGGAAAACAUUCUGUCUUAAUAAGUUAUGAAUUUGGUUGUGAUCGAACCUCUCAGUUAUCGAGUCUAUCACAGUUGCUUCUUGAUCCAUACUACCGCACCAUUGACGGCUUUCAGAUAUUAAUUCAAAAAGAAUGGAUAUCAUUUGGUCACCAGUUUUGUGAACGCUGUAUUUCGAAGUCAAACGAAGGACAUGGACCAAUAUUUCUACAAUGGCUCGAUUGUGUGUGGCAGCUUUUGAUUCAGUUUCCAAUCUCUUUUGAAUUCAACGAGCUCUUUUUACAGACAAUUGCGGAACAUGCAUAUUCGUGUCGCUUUGGAACAUUUCUAUGUGAUUCAGAGCUACAGUUUGAAGAAGAAAAGAUUGACAGUAAAACAAUGUCCUUAUGGACAUGGAUCAAUCUAACUCUAAUGGCAGAACCAGAAAUAUAUCUGAACAGGAACUACAUGAAAACGAAUACAGAAAGAGUGCUUUUUCCAAGAUAUCAUAUUGCUUCGCUUAAAGUAUGGGACUCGUAUUAUGCAAAAUCGCGACUUGAGGCUAAUCUGCUGGAAGCAAAGCACAUGGCAAAAGAACAAUGUAAACUUCAGGAGGAUUUAUUUGCAAACAUGUUGGGUAAGCACCAGGAUUUGCAAGAGAAGAUUCAGUCAAAAAAUGACUGCUCGAACUCAGAAUCGUCUGCUGAAUAUGACAUGGGAGCUCUGGUAACAAGCGAGAGCAAAGAAGAUCUUGUGAAUGACGUAGCUGAAAGAUUCGAGCUUAAAACAGGUUCACUUAAGCCGAAGGGAUCCAAGCGUUUAACCAGCAUUCGUUCAAGGGAAAGCAAGUCGCUUGAGGAUCUUCUACAAACCAGACGUCAUAAUACAAGCAGUAUAAUCAAACGACGUUUUGGAUCGAGCAAAUUCUAUGUCGACAAAUCAACUCGACGAACACUUUGUGGGCCAGUACUUGCUGAAACUGAAAACUCCGAAUUGGAUGGUGAUAAGGGAGAUGCUACGAUUUUUAAUGGUAUAGAAGAUUAUCUUCAAUCGAAAGGUGUUCAAUGGAAAAUAGAGAAAGAAAUAACUGUCACGCAAACUAGUUGCUCUGGAGUUCUUAUCAAACGAGGAAAUGUACGAAAGAAUUGGCUACCACGUUGGUUUAAAUAUGAUUUAAGGAAAAACUACAUCGCUUAUUUUGAAAACUACGCGGAUAAAACACCGAAAGGCGUCAUCGAAUGCAAUAAAAUACGUGAUGUAUAUUCUCGCGAUAAGAAAGGUACACUUGACGGACAUAAGUUUUACGUCGUUACAGACGAACGAACAUUCGCAUUAAAAGCACGGACUGAGUCCUUAAUGAACAUUUGGAUAAUAAUACUUAGCAUUAAAUCCGACAAUUUCAACAUUAGGUAAGUUUGGUAUUAUUUUAUGCAGCGUAAUUUCUAUCGCAAAAACAUCAACGAUACGCGUAUUGCUCCAUUUGAAGUACACAAUGUUUGCUUAUCCUACUUCUGGUUGGCAGUUAGCUGAUGCACACGUGAUUAGCAGACGUCUUGACGAGUCACGACAGUCUACUUAAUACGUUUUCUUUGUACAUAAUGAACUUUCAAACCUCAGUCAAAAACAAUACCUUUCGUCGUUCGUACUUUUGCAAAAUUUGUACUUAUUCAUAUCGAUGUUAAUUUAUUACAAUACUAUGGUACAACUUUUAAAAACUCAGAAAAAAUUACGUUAAUUUUUAACGAUGUUUUGGUACAUGAGUCGACUACAAUAUUAAUUACUUUAAUAAAUCAUUCACGGUUGACAGUUGA
This is a messenger RNA of Xenia sp. Carnegie-2017, 3422 nucleotides long. Its product is annotated as myotubularin-like. The transcript has 26 exons. The record is from RefSeq and is a predicted model, not a curated record. Lineage: Eukaryota; Metazoa; Cnidaria; Anthozoa; Malacalcyonacea; Xeniidae. Bases 151 to 3024 code for a protein of 957 amino acids.